AUGGCAAAAUCCACUAUGCUGUUAAAACCGUUCGCAUGCGCAGAUUGCGAGUGCGACAGAAGAGGCUGUGUGAAAGCAGAGUUAUGCACGCGCAGGACGAUCCAAACCUCAUCUUCUGACUUGUAACGGAUCACUCGUGGUGUACGAUGAAUCGUUCGUAGAAGACAGCAGGUUCUUUAUCUGAUCCAUGGCGUUGCGGGCAGGGAUUAUCCCGAAAGAAAAACGGAGAUCUUAUCACGAACGCGUCGUUCGAUAUUCUCCGCGUGAAGGAAACGUUACGCCAUGACGCUCACAUCACUGCACAGCUGUCACUCGUAAACAACUUAAACGGAGCAGUGUCAGGGCUCAGCAUAAAUAUAGACAAACCACUCGAUCGUUCCUGAAGCCAGGAUGUCUGUGACAGAGGAAAGAAUCCAAGAAUUGAACCAACAAUUUCUGGACUUUAUGAGCAAACCGGAGAAUAUUGACGCAGGUACAAAAGAGAUUUACGAAGAUCUGUUGGAUGAGGUUCUGAUGGGCUUUGUGUUUGAUGUUCAUCGUACCACGAAGACUGGCAGUUCCGACGUCGAGGAGGGCAUCCCCGAUGACGAGUCGUAUGCUAUUGUUGAUUCGCCCGGUCUAGAUGUAUUCGGCCAGCAUCCUGUGAAGAAGUCGCAGGAGUGCAUCUGUCCAAACUGCGACCGCAGCGUUGCAGCCUGCCGAUUUGCCACGCACCUGGAGAAGUGCAUGGGUAUGGGCAGAAACAGCUCGCGUAUCGCAUCGCGGCGCAUCGCCAACAACUCCAAGGACUUGAGCAAUUACGGUGGCGUGAUGAGCGACGACGAUGACGACGUCGACUGGAGUUUGACCAACGACAAUAAACGUCGACGUCCGCGUAAGGACCGCAACGGUAUGAACAAGCGUGCCAAGCAGCAAAAGCAGCAGCAACAGCAGCAGCAAGCCGGCGGCGGCGGCACGCAGCAGAGGAACGGCGAGACUGUGGGCGAGCACGCGCACAGCAGCAACGAGAACUCGCCCUCCAAUUACGAGAAUAUGUCGCUGGUGGACAAGCGAGCGCUGCUCACACAAAUCUGCGGCGUCGUGUCCGAGCACACAAAGAAACUGUGCACCCGUUCGAUGCGUUGUCCACAACACACCGACGAUCAACGCAAGGAGAUGCGCGCGAAUUUGGAAUCUGGCGGUCAACAAGACAGUCUCCAUGUAGAUGUAGACACGUACGAAGAGACCGACGGGCAGAAUCUGCGAGAGGCCUUGGCGAGAUGGGACAGGGAAGGAUCCAGCCACUCCAGCCCAGCCGAUUCUGCGUCCACCACGUCAACCUCAUCGAUCAGCCGGAAGCGGGAGAUCAAGUCGAAGGGUAAAGGCAAGGGGUCGAAGCGCGAUCGCGGCUCUCCGAUCUCGCAGGGGGACUGAGGGAGUCGGUGUACCGGGCUUAACUCGCGGCGGCAGGGAAAUGUACGAUAAUGUUCCUAAACGCUGUAUAUAAAGCUGAAAGUAUGCUGUAUAUAAGGCUGACCUGUAAAAAAAAGCAGAAAAGAGAGAAACGAACGGGACGAGAUGAAGUUUAUAAAGGCGGAAACUGUGACGAAGUGUUGCGUCUUUCAUGUCGUAUUCCAUGGAUAAUUUCACGCGAAUUAAUAAUAAUAAGGAAACAAAAUAUAGAAGGAAGUCGGAACGAGUUCUUGUAAAAUACUUGGUUCUAAGACUUUCCCACGAUGUUCUUUUGUAAUUUUUAUUUUUAAGAAAAUAGAUGGUCAUGAAUCUAA
This is a messenger RNA of Harpegnathos saltator (Jerdon's jumping ant), 1766 nucleotides long. RefSeq names its product SAGA associated factor 11kDa (gene Sgf11). NCBI's taxonomy places the organism in Eukaryota, Metazoa, Arthropoda, Insecta, Hymenoptera, Formicidae. The record is from RefSeq and is a predicted model, not a curated record. The coding region runs from base 391 to 1413 and encodes 340 amino acids. The transcript is spliced from 4 exons. Gene Ontology annotation, cellular component: SAGA complex; DUBm complex. Gene Ontology annotation, molecular function: transcription coactivator activity. Gene Ontology annotation, biological process: positive regulation of DNA-templated transcription; regulation of transcription by RNA polymerase II.